GUUGCCAAAAUGUCGCAAGAGGAGAGUCUCAAUCGGAAAGAGAAGAAGGCGCAACGAGAUGCUGAGCGUCAAAAGAAGGGCAAGAAGCGAAAGCAUGCCGAGACAGAAGAGCCUGAGGCCGUGCCAGCGCAAAAUGCAAAAAUCGACGAAGACCCAGCUGCGGCAGUGAAGACAGAGAAAUCGAACAAGCGCAAAUCAACCAGCGAAGAGCAGCAUCCGGCCGAUGCCGCCGAAGAAGCGACAGCGAAACAGCCAAAGAAGAAGAAGCGGAGAAAAGCCAAGUCUGAACAGGACAAGCCCAGCAAGAAUCGCUUCAUCGUGUUCGUUGGCAAUCUACCGUACAAGACCACCGACUCCUCCCUCGAUAAACACUUCGCCAAACUCAAGCCAUACACUCUUCGCCACCGAACCGAUCCCAAGACCAAGAAAAGUAAAGGCUUCGCAUUCCUGGAAUUCGAGAACUACGACCGCAUGAAAACAUGUCUAAAGCUCUACCAUCAUUCGCUAUUCGAUCCGGAAGCGAUUGAACGUGGCGAGGCACCUAUAGAGCCUGGCGCAGAGACAACGGAACCCUUACUCGCACAAGACGAGGCGUUCAGAGGCAGACAUCACAAGAAGAAGGAGACAGCACGCAGAAUUAAUGUUGAGUUGACGGCCGGUGGAGGCGGAAAGACGGAUGAGAGAAAGGAGAAGAUCAAGGCUAAGAAUGCGAAGUUGGAUGAGGAGAGGAAGAGGAGGGCGGAAGAGGAGAGGAAGGUCAAGGAGAAACAGGCGAAGGAGGAUGCUAAGGCGGGUGUGAAAAAGGAGAAGAAGAAUGUCAACGGGGAGAAGAAGACCAUUGUGAGAGAGCUCCAGGAGAAGGCUGCGCAGAGUGAGGCCGAAGGUGGGGCGGAUGAUAGCCAUGGCAUGCAUCCAAGUCGUAUGAGGAUGCUCAAUCGUCGAUGA
Molecule: messenger RNA, 945 nt
Organism: Pseudocercospora fijiensis CIRAD86
Lineage: Eukaryota; Fungi; Ascomycota; Dothideomycetes; Mycosphaerellales; Mycosphaerellaceae
Exons: 1
Coding region: 10-945 (311 amino acids)
Molecular function (GO): RNA binding
Source: RefSeq, a predicted model, not a curated record